Messenger RNA from Anopheles funestus (African malaria mosquito), 909 nucleotides. Its product is annotated as endocuticle structural glycoprotein SgAbd-5-like. Gene Ontology annotation, cellular component: chitin-based extracellular matrix. Gene Ontology annotation, molecular function: structural constituent of chitin-based larval cuticle. The coding region runs from base 356 to 739 and encodes 127 amino acids. The transcript has 2 exons. NCBI's taxonomy places the organism in Eukaryota, Metazoa, Arthropoda, Insecta, Diptera, Culicidae. The record is from RefSeq and is a predicted model, not a curated record.
AAAUUUGUCCUUCGUGUUGGGUUAUUUUGGACAUGGCUUAGAUGCAAUAUCAUAAUCCCUUUUUAGACAGAUAACACGUUUCGCAAAUGCAAAUGCAAUCCGUCUGCGUGUAGCAUACGGACGUAUUUGUCAACAGUGCUGAUUAAUAGCUGAUCAUUACAAACCAAAUGGAAUCCCAUACAAUACAUUCGAUCCUUCGAUUUCUAAUCUCAGCAGUGCAUGGGAUGCAACCAAACCUGUCACCAAAACACACCCCAACGGAUGGGACCGAAAAUUUCUACUAUAAAAGUUCCUCGUGCUAACGAUCAACUGGUCAGUAUUCGGUAAAAGAUUCGCAAGAGAAACACCCAUCAAAAUGCAGCUGCACGUAAUUGCUUUUGUUGCACUAACAGUGCUGAUUGCUACCACUGGGGCAGUUCCUAUUGAUCCCGUAGCAACACCGUACAUCGUUCAGUACGAGAGCAACAACGCACAGAACGAAGGAUACAGCUUUGAAUACGAGCUGAGUGAUGAGCAGCGUCGUAAGGAGCAAGGUACCCUCCGGUACACCAAGGACGAGGAAGGAAAAGAUGUGCAGUUUGUUGUCGUCCAAGGACGUUACUCGUUCGUUGCUGAUGAUGGCCGUACCUACUGGGUGGAGUACAUCGCAGACGAGAACGGAUAUCGUACCCGGAUGGGCACUGGUGACUACGAUACCGAUCGUAAGCUAGACACAAGAUUCGGCCCUGCGCUUAAGUAGCUUCAUCAACAAACCGUACGUUCCGGCGCAUUGAUUAAUGGAUGGAAAUUUGCACCAUCUUGAAUAAAAACGUAGUCAAACGUAAAGGAAGAACAAAAAACUUCUUUGUGUGAUUUAAAAAUCAUUAAUUUUGCGAAUCGACAUUGAUCAUCGCUCAUGCUUGUCGUUGU